This is a messenger RNA of Glycine soja, 1741 nucleotides long. RefSeq names its product 7-deoxyloganetin glucosyltransferase-like. The transcript has 2 exons. The record is from RefSeq and is a predicted model, not a curated record. Gene Ontology annotation, molecular function: UDP-glycosyltransferase activity. The coding region runs from base 104 to 1555 and encodes 483 amino acids. NCBI's taxonomy places the organism in Eukaryota, Viridiplantae, Streptophyta, Magnoliopsida, Fabales, Fabaceae.
UUUUCGAGAGAAAAAUCUUCAUUCUGUCGGUGAGUUAUAUUUAUUGACGUAGAGGCUUAUCAUCUUCAUCUUCAUUGUUCACUGAAGAAAAGAAAAACCAAAGAUGAGCUAUAACGAGGAGAGAAAACCGCACGCUGUGUUGACUCCAUAUCCAGUUCAAGGCCAUGUGAACCCUUUGUUAAAACUAGCGAAGCUGCUUCACCUGAGAGGCUUUUACAUAACCUUUGUUCACACUGAGUACAACUACAAACGCUUGCUCAAAUCAAGGGGUCCUAAUGCCCUUGAUGGCCUACCAGAUUUUAGAUUUGUGAGCAUCCCAGAUGGCCUUCCUCCCUUGGAUGAUGCUAAUGUUACUCAGCACGUACCCUCUCUCUGUGACUCUAUCAGAAAGAACUUCCUCAAACCCUAUUGCAACCUUGUGCGUUCACUUAACCACUCUGCCACUGAGCAUGGGGGUACCAUACCCCCAGUUACUUGCUUGGUCUCUGACGGUUGCAUGCCCUUUACUAUACAAGCUGCUCAACAACUUGGACUCCCUAACCUUAUCUUUUGGCCUGCUAGUGCCUGUUCAUUCUUGUCUAUCAUCAACUUUCCCACUCUAGUUGAGAAAGGUCUCACACCACUCAAAGAUGAGAGUUAUCUGAGAAAUGGGUAUUUGAACUCAAAAGUGGACUGGAUUCCUGGAAUGAAGAACUUCCGGCUGAAGGACAUACCUGACUUCAUAAGGACAACGGAUCUAAAUGAUGUGAUGUUGCAAUUUUUCAUUGAAGUUGCAAAUAAAGUUCAGAGAAACUCCACUAUUCUUUUCAACACUUUUGACGAACUUGAGGGUGAUGUUAUGAAUGCUCUAUCUUCCAUGUUCCCUUCUCUUUAUCCAAUUGGUCCUUUCCCUUUACUUUUAAAUCAAAGUCCACAAAGCCACUUGGCAUCUUUAGGUUCCAAUCUUUGGAAGGAAGAUCCAGAGUGUCUUGAAUGGCUUGAAUCCAAGGAAUCUGGAUCCGUUGUUUAUGUGAAUUUUGGCAGCAUCACAGUUAUGUCUGCAGAACAACUCUUGGAGUUUGCUUGGGGUUUGGCCAACAGCAAGAAACCCUUUUUGUGGAUCAUUAGGCCUGACCUUGUCAUUGGUGGAUCCGUGAUUUUGUCAUCUGAGUUUGUGAAUGAAACAAGAGACAGAAGCCUAAUAGCAAGUUGGUGUCCACAAGAGCAAGUGCUGAACCAUCCUUCAAUUUGUGGAUUCUUGACUCAUUGUGGAUGGAACUCAACUACUGAAAGUGUUUGUGCUGGAGUGCCAAUGUUGUGUUGGCCAUUUUUUGCAGAUCAGCCAACAAACUGUAGAUAUAUCUGCAAUGAAUGGGAGAUUGGGAUUCAAAUUGAUACAAAUGUGAAAAGAGAGGAGGUGGAGAAGCUGGUGAGUGAAUUGAUGGUAGGAGAGAAGGGAAAGAAGAUGAGAGAAAAGACCAUGGGGUUAAAGAAGAAGGCAGAGGAGGCCACCAGGCCCAGUGGUUGUUCAUACAUGAACUUGGACAAAGUAAUUAAGAAGGUGUUGCUUCAUUAGACAUUGUUAGAUUGAAGGUUUUUUUUUUCUUUUUCAUAAUGCUUUAAUUUACUAUGAUAGUUCGUUGAUCUUCUCUAGAAUUUCUGCAUUGUAGAAAUAGUGCCCUGGUUACAGGUGCUAGUUUGUGGCAUGUAAUAUGUAAGUCUUGGCAUUUCAAUCUGUGAUUUUUUCCUGUCUUUAGCUUAA